Messenger RNA from Cyclospora cayetanensis, 1218 nucleotides. RefSeq lists its product as uncharacterized. The record is from RefSeq and is a predicted model, not a curated record. Lineage: Eukaryota; Apicomplexa; Conoidasida; Eucoccidiorida; Eimeriidae. The transcript is spliced from 3 exons. Bases 1 to 1218 code for a protein of 405 amino acids.
AUGUCUUUGAAAAUUGAGGCAGAGAGGGCCGUCGCACAGAAGUUGCGGUCUCCCAUUGGACACCCCCUCUUCAAACCAAGAGGCAAACCGCACAUCCUCUUUCCUUAUGGAGCGAAAUACCGCUCUCCAAAUAGAUUCAAGUGGUGGAUUGGGCAGCGGCCUGCCUACCCGCACCACUCUCACCAAAAGAACUGGUUGCCUGCUUCUCAGUUGUCGAUUCAGUCGUUUUUGCCGCAGAUGCAGCACCAGCAGUUGCAGCCGCAGCAGCUCGUGCACCUGCCUCCGCAACAGCAGCAGCAGCAAAAGGAGCAGCAGCGACAGCAAAUGCUCGAACACCAGCAACAGCUGAUGAAGGAACUGCUGCAGGCGCAAGCAGCGGUUUGUGCAGCAGCGUCAGCCAUUCGAAAGCCUUGCCGCCUCGGAAUUCGCGACACCAGCAGCAGUGACGGGAGUAGCAGUGACACGAACAACAGAGAUGUCAGCAAAAGAAUGCUGCUGAGCGAAUGGAUAUACGACCCUGUUGGUGCAGCAGCGCAGUUGCAGCAACGGCAACUGCUCCCAGAAGCGCUGCAUGCGUUACCUCUUCAUGGGGUGGGCUGCCUCCUUUUUAGGGACAAACGAAGAAGCAGAAAGUUGUUGUUAGAGCAACUACAUCUGCGACACAGGAAAUGGCAGCAUUCGCCGAAACUGACAGCGAGAGGCGUUGUGCUGCCUCCGAAACUCAGACUCAAUAGCAACACCAGCAGCAGCGUCUGCGAGGCAACAGGAGAGGGCACGGCAAGAGCAGUUCCUGCUGCCUCGCAGCCUCUUGAAUUAAGACGAGCAAUGGCAUUUAUCCCCAGAGAUGUGUACUACAGGCACCGUCCUUUCAAGGCCAGGGUGUUAGGAGACUUGACAUCAAUUGUUUCUCCGCGAGUUUCGUGUUCCCCAACUAUGGGCUGCGUUUCGACUGCACAGUGCAGCAGAGGGGAAGCGGAUGCGCAUGCAGCAGAUGCAUCAGAACAGGGGAGAGAUGUUUCACCAACAACAGAAACAGCGAAGGUUCAAAGCCCGAAUCUGGCACUGGCAAGCAGCAGCUCUGCUAGCAGGAAGCACCAUCGCGGAUUUGUAUUUCGUAGCUGUUCCUCUCCUGCGAAUCUGAGUCUGGAUUUCUGGCGUGUUGCACCCCCUUUAAACGGAAAUCGCUUUAUCUUUAGGCCGUCUGUGCGGCUCUCAUGA